UAAUGUAAUAGUUACCUACCCUUAAGCCGGAAGUAAAUUUCCUCCCACGGGGGUGACUAGGUCCGUCGAGGAAAAAAGGAGGCCUUGCAUUGGCACCAUGAUUGGGACAUAGAAAAGGACGCAUCACAAAAAGUGAUAUUAGGCAUUUGUGAUGGGCGUUAAGGUGGUGUGUGGGUCCAUCUCUGAAACACGAGAAUUCGAUAGUGGUUUCAGCCUGCAACUUCCAGGAUGUCUGCUCGCACUGCCCUCAGCGGUGUUUAGCAGUUGAUGAAUAAGCAGUGACUCGUUUUUGCGCCCGUUUCUUCAACACCUGUUGCCUGGUUACCAAGGCCUCAAAGAGUCAAGAUGAUGAUGUAUAAGCUUCUGGAUGAAGUUGAGCAGGAGUCUUUCAGUGCUGAUGAUUUUGUGGAAAGACUGGCUUGGAGGGCAAGUGGUGGAAAUCUUUCCACUAAGACAGACAAUGAAGACUUCAAUCCCCAGAUCAUCCAUGAUGCCUUUUCAUCUGCCAUCAGGCAGCUGACAGAUAUACAGAGGAAACAGCAAAGGGAGUGUGAUCAGUUGGAAGCUAAGCUGAAAGAUGAAGAGGCCAGAUAUGCCCAGAGAGUUCACAAGCUGAUGGAUAGAAACAAGGAUGAUUUCAGCAUCCUGCACCAGCUGGAUGAGAAGAUCAGUUUUGUGGCAACCAAGGUGGUGCACCUGGGCGACCAGUUGGAGAGCGUCAACACACCCCGCUCCCGCGACGAGCGUGCCCUCCAGCUCAUGCAGCACCUGAACCGGUUCAUUGACGCCGAGGCGCCCACCGACCCCCUCUUCGACGACGACGAACAGAUAUUCGAGGCUGCCGACGUGAUACAGAAGCUUUAUCUCAUAUCGCAGGAGCUGCCAUCGGGAAAGUUUGAGGGCGCCCGGACUCGGAUCGGCCAGAAGUACGACGGCGUCGAGCGGCGUCUGAUCGAGCGGUUCGUGGCGGCUCAGAAACGAGGAGAUCGCGACGCCAUGAAAGAAGUGGCCUCUGUGCUGUCACAGUUCAAGGGCUACUCGCAGUGCGUGGACGCCUUCAUAGAGCAGAGCCAGCAGGGUGCGUUCGUCAGCCGCGACAUAUUCCGCGAGAUCGUGCCGGUAUGUGAAAGGAACGAGCCUAUCAUCCACUACGUGUUCCACAACCCAGCCCAGGUGAUGGGCCGCUUCGUGCUGAUCAUCUUCCACGGCCGGCUGCAGGAGCACCUGCACCAGACCCUGGCUGACCAGUCGAACCGGUGCCGCUACCUGGACCAGCUGUGCGACCUGUACUCGCGCACGCAGCACCUCACCAAACAGCUGGCCAAGUUCAACAUGGGACACGACAGCUCCUUUCUCAACAAGCUGGCCAAAAAACUCUUCCAGGAGUACAUCAGCAGCUACAUCAGCGUAGAGGUGAAGCAGCUGCGCCAGUGCUGCGCCGACACGCUGGACGAGUACUACACGUCGCAGGGUCACCAGAAGCGCCACCUGUACGGCGGGCUGGGGGAGCUGCGCAGAGAGGCGGCCGCCGUGCUCGGCACAAAGACCAGCAUCAACAUCGCAGCCGUCGACGACCACGGCGGCCGCACGUUCCUCUCGGAGGAGACCGCCAUCAACCUGCUGCAGGAGGCGAAGCGGGCGUUCAAGCGGUGCCAGGUGCUGUCGCGGCCGCAGGAGCUGGCUCAGAACGCGCUGCAGCUGUUUGACAUCCUCGCCAGCAGCCUGCUGGUGGAACACAUCGACUACGGCAUCGAGCUGGCGCUGCAGGCGGUGCCGGUGAACGAGCCGCGUGCGGAGCCGCAGCUCUACUUCUAUGACGUAGUGCGUCAGACCAACGGCGUGGUCCACCUGCUGGAGAAGCAGUACGCCGACUCGCUGCUGCCGCUGGUGGUCGGCUCCAGCUGCCAGGCGGAGGCGGCCUCGAGGAGGCGCGCGCUGCUGUCGGGUGUGCAGACCAAGCUGGACCUGGGCCUGGACCGUACGCUAUCGGCUGCCUGCGCCUGGGUGCGUGUCAUCCUGCAAACCGAACAGAAGAAGGCCGACUUCCGACCCGACACCGAGGAGGUGGUGCUGGCCUCGGCCACUCAGGCGUGCCGCAAGGUGGUUCGCUUCAUCAGCAGCCAGGCGGCGCGCAUCAAGGACUCGUGCGACGGCAAGAACGUGGACGCCGUGCUGACGGAACUCGGCGAACGGCUGCACCGCACCGUACUGGAGCAUCUGCUGCAGUUCCAGUACAACACCACAGGCGCGAUGGCUGCCAUCUGUGACGUGAACGAGUACCGCAAGUGCGUCGAGUCCUGGAGGAUCGCCUCCGUCACGGCCCUCUUCGAGACGCUGCACUCGCUCUGCAACCUGCUGCUGGUGCUGCCCGACAACCUGCGCCAGGUCUGCUCGCAAGGGUCGCUGGCUGGCUUGGAUCGCGCGGUCCUGAUGAACUUUAUCCAGCUACGCGCCGACUACAAGACCUCCAAGCUGGCGCUGCAGCUCCGCUGGUAGUGCUCGCCCCCCCCCCCCCCCCCCGACGCGUGCGCCGCCUCGCCGUCUGGCUGGUGUGGCGGUCUUUUGUGAAGACCGUCGCGCCCCGGGACCCCGACCCGGAUCUUCCAGCACCAGUGACGGCACCCAUCCCGCGGCGGCGGUCGAGGUCCGCUCUGCGCCGUGUAGGUGUAGGCGAAGGUGAACGUCCCCGCUGUGUGCGACGCCACCGGAGACGCCGGGCGGCCCCAGUCGGUGGAGAAGUCGCCUCUGCGGCUGCACGCGGCGUGUGGCGCCCUGUCCACGAGCGGCGCCCUCGGUGACGGCGGGCACCCCGCCGGCGACGCGCGUGUGCCCGUGGCCGUUCCGCUGUUGGUGCCCGCUGAUGUCGCCGUGCUGUUUGUCCGAGCGAGAGUCACCGGGAGUCAUCGGUAUCUGAACCAAGUCCGAGUUCAUCGUCGGUCUUAAGAAGGGAGCUGUUCCUGGAAUAUGUCGAACGGCUUCUGCCGAUGUGUGCCGCUUUGUGCGCGUAUUUAUGAAUGCAUUCGCGGGCUGAAGGGCAAGGUUCACAGAUGGCUGACCUCGGAGUGUGGUCGUUGGCUGGCGCCGGUUGGAUCGUUGUCUUGCUUACGCGUGUCUCUUUACGUGCUGCAUAUCUUUAUGGCGAUUCGUGUGCUAUCGCAUGUUGUUUCUGUUCAGAAUAGCAUUCGUUUUUGAUAUUGUACCUCUAUCGCUGGAGUAAAAUGUGUAUCGAUGUCCCUUCAGAGCUGUUAUCAAUAUAUAAAAAGGAAUUGC
Messenger RNA from Pollicipes pollicipes, 3270 nucleotides. Its product is annotated as exocyst complex component 5-like. The record is from RefSeq and is a predicted model, not a curated record. Gene Ontology annotation, biological process: Golgi to plasma membrane transport; exocytosis. Lineage: Eukaryota; Metazoa; Arthropoda; Thecostraca; Pollicipedomorpha; Pollicipedidae. Gene Ontology annotation, cellular component: exocyst; cytoplasm.